UUGGGUGUUGCUGUUAUUCAGAGAAACUUGGAAGAAACAGAAUCCAGCACAAGAGUAUUGAAAAAGCGGAUGAGACAAGUGAAGAAUCCUUUUUGGUUAGAAAUCCCUCAUCCUGCUACAGCUUCGGUAACAAACGGUAUAGCGCUGACACCUGAUUGUCUGGAAGACUGUAUUCUUACAUGCUACUGGGGCUGCAGUGUUCAAAAACUCAACGAAGCAUUGCAGAAACAUGUCUACUGCUUCAGAAUAAAGACUCCUCAGGCAUUAGAUGAUGCGCUGUACAGCGAAUACCUCUAUCGACAACAGUACUUCAUUAAAAAAAAUGACAAGAAAGAAAAAUAUUGUCAGUUACCAGGAGAUGCUCAAGUUGUCGAUUUUGGCCCGGUGCCUAGAUUUCGCUAUCCCUUGAUAGCGUUGUUGACGUUAGCUGAUGAAAAAGACAGAGAAAUAUAUGAAAUUAUAUUUGAGCUGAUUGCUGACUUGACUGCUAGGAACAUAGAAAUUACCUUCCUGCGACAGCCCCGAGUCCGCGUAAUGCG
Messenger RNA from Eurypyga helias (sunbittern), 539 nucleotides. RefSeq names its product cell growth regulator with RING finger domain protein 1-like. The transcript is spliced from 4 exons. Gene Ontology annotation, biological process: negative regulation of cell growth. The record is from RefSeq and is a predicted model, not a curated record. The annotation marks the transcript as partial. NCBI's taxonomy places the organism in Eukaryota, Metazoa, Chordata, Aves, Eurypygiformes, Eurypygidae.